GUUUUUAUUUACGUUUUUGUCGUAGGUUGUGAGCAUGUUUUCAAAAGUUAUUCUUGAAUACUGCGUACUUGGAUCUGCAACUUUGUAUCAGAGAAAGAAGUAUAUUUAGUUUUGAAGGCGUUUUACUCUUCAAGAAAAAUUCUAGAAUGAAAGCUAAAGCUAUAGCUCCCAAGGCCUUGUCUUGUCCUCCACUAUUUGGAGCUGUCAGUUCUGUGAAAAGACGGAAAAAAAUAAUUCUCCUAGUUCCUUAUGGCACAUCCUCCAAACCAGCUACCAAUAAUUUACCAUCUAAGCUUAGCAUUUUCAAUUUCAGAAAUAAUUCCAAUAGCAUCUUACCUGUGAUAUGGAAAUCUGUGGCUGUUGCUUCUUCUUUGUUGACUAGCAUUACCUCAAAUUUUCGUAAAAAUAAGACAGAAGAUGGAGAAUCAAAUAUUAAAUCAACUGAUGAUCAGAAAUCUACUCAAGCAGUAAUAACUUCCCAUAAAUUAAAUUCUGAUGAUUUAAAUGCUACUGAUGGAAGCUUAAACACUGAAAUUAAACAUAGUCCAUUAAUACAGAAAAUUGAAGAAAAUACAGUAGAACAGUCGUUUUUUGAAUGGCUUGCUGGUGGUGAUUUAAGUACUAAAAGGAAAGAAUUUUUAGAUAAAGAUCAAAAGAAAGUUGAGAAAAGUACAAAAUCUUUUAUUUCUAAGUCAAGUCUACAGCAACGAAGCAGAUUUUUAGUCUCUUCAUUAUCUGAAGCAUCUUCAUCUGCAUCACGUUUACUCAGAUUAGAAGAAGUUUGUAAACAUCUUCUUCUUUACCCUGAACAAAAAGCCAUUAUGUGUAAGGCUGGUUUACUGAAAACUACUCUUUUACUCAAAAAUGACUCUUCAGAUAAAGCUAUACAAGAACAAGCAAAAUGUGUUCUUGCUCUUGUAGGUUAUCAUGAUCCACCUAAAGGAGAUGGUAUAAGAAUCCUCAGUAUUGAUGGAGGUGGAACAAGAGGCAUUAUGGCUAUAGAAAUUCUACGUCAGUUGGAAGCCAAAACUAACAAAAAAGUCUACGAAUUAUUUGACUUUAUAUGUGGUGUGAGUUCUGGUGCAAUUCUUAGUCUAUUGCUUGGGGGUCUUCGUGUGUCCCUUGAUGAAUGUGAAUACUUGUAUAGGAAACUCAGUGAUGAGAUUUUUUGCCGAAGUGCCAUUUGGGGGACUAGUCGCUUGAUGUGGAGUCAUGCAUAUUAUGAUACCACAGCUUGGGUAAAUGUUCUCAAGAAAACAUUUGGUGAAACUCUUAUGAUUGAUACUGCUAAAGACAAAGAUACUCCCAAACUUGCUGUUGUAUCUGCAAUAAUGAAUCUUCCUCAUCUUCAAGCCUUUGUGUUUAGAAAUUAUGAUUUCCCUCCUCGUAUUCAGUCUUAUUAUAGAGGUAGUUGCAGAUACAGAAUGUGGGAAAGUAUUAGAGCUUCAGGUGCUGCACCUGGUUAUUUUGAAGAAUAUUGUUUAGAUGACUAUCUUCACCAGGAUGGCGGUGUUCUAAUAAAUAAUCCUGCAGCUCUUGCAAUUCAUGAAGCUCAGUUAUUGUGGCCUUCAGAUUCAAUUCAGUGUGUAAUGUCUUUGGGUAGUGGGCGUUAUGUUCCAGCAGUUUCACCUAGUUUAACUUCCACAAGUUUGAAAACCAAAAUUCUGAAAAUUAUUGAUAGUGCAACUGACACUGAAGCUGUUCACAUUACAGUGAAUGACUUGCUGACUCCUGAUACUUACUUUCGUCUUAAUCCCUAUCUGACUGAAUUUUUAACUCUUGAUGAAAAUCGGAAAGAAAAAUUGGAUCAAAUGAAAGUAGAUGCUCAGAUGUAUCUGCGUAGAAAUGAAUACAAAUUCUCUUCAGCUGCACAGACACUUCUGCGGAAACGGAGUGUUUUUAAGCAUAGUAGAGACUGGCUAAGAGCUCAGAAAGCUGUCAUAUUUUGAUGUAAUGUAUUUUUAUAGAUCUGAAAUUUCAUUAAGUUAUUAUCUUCAUUACGUAUUGGCAUUCAUUAUCAUCUAAUUUGCUUUAUAAUUAGUUUUUUAGAGUAUUCAGUAAAAUUAUAGCAAAACAAUUUACUGUUAUGUUUGGAGGUUUAUUAGUAUUAAUUAUUAAAGAUUUCAAAAGUAGCAAAUAUGUGGAUGUUAAAAAUACAGUGUAUAUGGCCAAAUUGUAUUCCAAAAGUAGUAGUAAUAAUAAUAAAGUAAUAGUAAUGGAUUUUACUGAAAAAAUUGUAUGGGAAAUAUGUUGUGAAAUUUCAGUUGCUUUAUAAAGAGAUCAUGAAAGUUCAUUUACUUGCAUGAUCUCCAUACAAGAACUGCAUUUUUUUUUUUUUUUUUUAGUUCCAAGUCUUUAUUAGAAUUUGUGGUCUUGUUAGGUUUGUUGGAGUGAUAUAUUGUUUCAUAUCACAUGAAAUACUUUUUACUUUUAUACUGUCAUUUUUUAAUAGAAUUUCAAGUAAUAAAUUCCAAUGUGAUAUGUUUUGAAUUAAUGGGAGCCGAAGAUAUCCAUAUUAUUUUACAAUCUGUAAUUGGUAUAGAAAACAAUUCAAAGAGCUGUCCAUAUGAGCAAACCUUGGUGCAAAUUUUAGAAUGACACAACAUUUUGAUUGUUUACCAUAUGAGAUUUUUUAAUUAUAAACCAUUACAUUUGGAUUAAGUAAAAAGAUUUUGACGAGUAUUUGCGAGAUGUCUUUUGAAAAACAUAUAUCUUUUUUUUCUAAGUUUCUUUGUUUAUAAAAGUCUGCCAAAAAAAGUUAUUCCAGAAAUAGAAUUUGUCAGAGUUAAACAUCAUAGAUGUGAUGUAAGAAUUUAAAAAAAGAAGGAAAACAGUUUUAUUUUUGCGUCGAUAUAAUUAAUUUCAGAAAUAAUAAGUAAAUGGAAAGUUUAUUUUUGAAUGCAUUUAACUGUAAUACCUUGUAUAUACCUGUGGAUGUAAAAGCUAAAAUUUUGAUAGUUUAAGAUGCUAAUUUUAAUUCAAGUUUUCCUAAUUGUUUUUAAUAUCUGAUGAGAAUAUUGUUUGUUUAACGGGGGGGGGGAGGUAUGCAUUUCUUGUACAUAAGAUUUCUAAUUCUGAAGUGUUUUUAUACAUUUCUUUUACCAAAAAGUAUUUCAUAAUUGAUAGAUUCAAAUGUGAAACAAAACCAAAUAAUUAGUUUUUGUUGUUGCUUCCAAAUAUAUAUUAUUGUUUAUUUCUUGAAUAUUUAGAUAUUUGAUGACUGUGAUAAUUUUGUUAUAAAAGGAUUUGUAAGCAAUGCAGUUGACCAUGUCUUUGAAGAUUUUUUUUUAGCUGUAUUGCAAGUUUUUUCAAUUUACUACUGGAUCUCUGUUAUUGAAACAUUUAUUAUUUAAAAUAAUUCUUUUUUCAAAUCUAGAUACUUGUAAAAUUGCAUUUGCAUUAUUUUUAAAUUAAAAAAAAAUGUUAGUAUCUUCCAUGCCAAAGAAAAAAUAUUUUAUUGUUCUAUAAAAACAAAUGAUGGUUGAAAAUGUACUUAUACAAAUGCAUGCUUAUAUUUUAGCCUUCACUAAUAUUCAGAAUAAUUUGUAAAUAGUUCAGACUUUUCGCAUAUCUU
Messenger RNA from Argiope bruennichi, 3574 nucleotides. RefSeq names its product calcium-independent phospholipase A2-gamma-like. Bases 147 to 1949 code for a protein of 600 amino acids. Gene Ontology annotation, biological process: arachidonate metabolic process. The record is from RefSeq and is a predicted model, not a curated record. Gene Ontology annotation, cellular component: membrane. The transcript is spliced from 9 exons. NCBI's taxonomy places the organism in Eukaryota, Metazoa, Arthropoda, Arachnida, Araneae, Araneidae.